Molecule: messenger RNA, 3450 nt
Organism: Ctenocephalides felis (cat flea)
Lineage: Eukaryota; Metazoa; Arthropoda; Insecta; Siphonaptera; Pulicidae
Product: gamma-aminobutyric acid type B receptor subunit 2-like
Exons: 14
Coding region: 19-3450 (1143 amino acids)
Biological process (GO): G protein-coupled receptor signaling pathway; gamma-aminobutyric acid signaling pathway
Cellular component (GO): membrane; G protein-coupled receptor heterodimeric complex
Molecular function (GO): G protein-coupled GABA receptor activity
Source: RefSeq, a predicted model, not a curated record
CGUCCCAACCCGGAACAGAUGGCCGGACGACGACUCGAUGUCUACAUUGCCGGUUUCUUUCCCUUCGGACCGGGAGUCGAACAUUCUGCUACUGGCCGCGGUGUGAUGCCCAGCGUCCGUUUGGCUAUCGACCACGUCAACGAGCAUAAUGAAGUCCUGCGGAACUACCGUCUGCACAUGUGGUGGAACGACACCAAGUGUAACGCCGCGGUAGGAGUGAAAGCGUUCUUCGACAUGAUGCACUCUGGUCCUCACAAGCUGAUGCUGUUCGGCGCUGCCUGCACGCACGUCACCGAUCCGAUAGCGAAGGCCUCCAAACACUGGCAACUGACGCAGCUCUCCUAUGCCGACACACAUCCGAUGUUCACCAGCGAGGCGUUUCCCAACUUCUUUAGGAUUGUUCCGUCGGAAAACGCUUUCAAUGCGCCGAGACUCGCUCUACUACGACAAUUCAAUUGGACCAGGGUCGGAACAGUGUACCAGAACGAACCUAGAUAUUCACUCGCCCAUAAUCGACUCGUCGCCGAAUUGGAUAUGCUGGGACUCGAAGUGGUUGAAACACAAAGUUUUACUACGGAUGUCACAGACGCGCUGUGGAAGUUGCGCAACAAAGACGUCCGGGUGAUUUUGGGCAAUUUUAACGAAAGUUGGGCUAGAAGAGUUUUCUGCGAAGCAUUCAGAUUUGAGAUGUUUGGUCGUGCUUACCAGUGGCUUAUUAUGGGAAACUAUAAUUCAGAAUGGUGGACUAAGCCAACAGACAUUAAUUGUACUGUAGAAGAAUUAACAAUUGCUUUAGAAUCGACUAUCCUGACCGAUCUGUUACCUUUGUCUACGUCGGGACACAUUACAAUCUCAGGAAUCACGGCGGACGAGUAUCAAGCCGAGUACGAUAGCAGACGAGGUAACGAGUAUUCAAGAUUUCAUGGAUAUACAUAUGAUGGAAUUUGGGCAGUGGCUAUUGCCAUACAGCACGUUGCCCAACGCGUAAAGUCUCUGAAACGUGAGCAGUCUGUGGCAGAUUUUAAGUAUCGUGAUCCUAUGUGGGGCGCUCUGUUUCUGGAGGCGCUCAAAAAUACCAGCUUUGAAGGAGUCACGGGUCCUGUGAGGUUUUAUGAUAAUGAACGUCGCGCCAGCAUUUUACUCAAACAAUUUCAAAACGGAGCUGAAGUUAAGGUUGGAGAAUAUGUACCGAACACUACUGACCAGCAUGAAAGGCUGGAUCUGGAGCUUGGCGAGCCGUUGCGCUGGAUAGGUCGCGCUCCGCCUAAGGACAGGACACUCCAUCUAGUAGAACACAGCCAGGUCAAUAUCACAAUUUACGCUGUGCUCGCUAGCUGCGCCGCGCUCGGCAUCGUUAUGGCUUCCGUGUUUCUAGCCAUCAAUAUAAAAUACAGAAAUCAGAGGUACAUCAAAAUGUCCAGCCCGCAUUUGAACAAUUUGAUCAUAGUUGGCUGCAUGUUGACAUACCUCAGUGUAAUAUUUCUUGGACUUGAUAGUGGUCUCAGCAGCGUUCGCGCUUUCCCUUAUAUAUGCACGGCCAGAGCUUGGUUGCUUAUGGCUGGUUUCAGCCUUGCGUUUGGAGCAAUGUUCUCGAAGACAUGGAGAGUUCAUAGCAUAUUUACGGAUGUUAAAUUAAAUAAAAAGGUAAUCAAAGAUUAUCAACUGUUCAUGGUCGUAGGAGUCCUGUUAGCCGUAGAUUUAGCAAUUAUGACAACUUGGCAAGUUGCAGAUCCGUUUUACAGAGCGACAAAACAAAUGGAACCUUAUCCUCAUCCUACUUCGGAAGAUGUGCUAGUGGUGAGAGAAAAUGAAUAUUGUCAAUCUGAAAGAAUGACGAUAUUCGUAGGUGUAAUAUACGCUUACAAAGGACUAUUAAUGAUUUUUGGAGCGUUUCUGGCCUGGGAGACACGUCACGUUUCUAUUCCCGCGCUCAAUGAUUCUAAACAUGUCGGACUAUCUGUCUAUAAUGUCGUGCUGAUGUGCAUCAUGGGUGCAGCAAUAGCAUUAGUCUUAUCUGACCGUAAAGAUGCCAUGUUUGUUAUUAUAUCAUUAUUUAUUAUUUUCUGUACAACAGCUACGUUAUGUCUCGUAUUUGUACCAAAGUUAGUGGAAUUACGUCGAAACCCAGGCGGAAGCAUCGACAAGCGAAUUCGGGCCACGCUUCGACCAAUGUCGAAGACGCGGCGAGAUUCUUCAGCUUGCGAAUUAGAACAGCGUUUACGCGAUGUUAAAAAUACGAAUUGUCGAUUCCGAAAGGCGUUGGUAGAACGCGAAGCUGAAUUGCAAGUGCUAAUGCGCAGACUUGGUCCAGAAGCAAGAGGUUUACUAGAAGGUAAACGCCCUGGGGGUGACGCACCUCCACCAGCGGCGUCCAAUAAUAAUGCUCAUAGACUAACGGUUCCACUUUUGCGCUGUCCGAGCGCCAGCGAGACCACCGCACCUCCAAGUGCUACCGAAACAAGUGAUAUGACCUCCAUUGUCAGUUUGUCUUCGUCUCAGGACUUAGUACAGCCAGGACAAACCACGCCGGGGCAAAAAAAACUAAAAAUACCGGAUACGCCUCCGCCAGAACCGGCUGAUGUGCCCAUCACUACACAAACCGCUCAAAUAACACAACAAGAACCACCCUCUCAGAAACAAUCACAGGUGCAAUCACUUCCACAGCCGCAACCUGAGCCUCAAGUUCAACAGACAAUUUCAGAACUUGCCACAGCACCUGCUUUAUCUGAACAGCCUGUCCAAGUACAAUCGAUAGACCCACCCCAGGAUAAAGUUAGAAGUGUUUCUUUCGGACAUCACGAUGCUCGUCAACUAAAUGGGAGUGUAACACGACCCGAUGUAGGAAAUGAAUCGGAACGACGUAGUAGAACGCUACAGCAGAGCUUCGUCGUUUCCCAGAGCGAUUUAUGGGACACGGCAACAUUGGCACAUAAUAAAAUUUGUACGAGACCUACGCGCACCUGUCCUAUGGCAGCCGAGUCGUCGCCUGGCAAUCGAAGACAUUGCACCGCAUCUGACAGCGCUCAAAGUCCGGCGCAAAGCCCUAUGCACCGAAGCGUGUCCGAAAAGAAUAGGCAUCGAAGUCACAGGCACAAGACGAAGCAGCAGCCCAGCCAGCAACAGCAAGCAUUGCAGAUCCAGAGCCUCGAUAUGGAAGCCAGUAGAUGCGGCCCAUUAACGCGAAACGCUCGGACCCACCAUCGGUCUACGCCGGACGUGGCCAGAAUUGCUCCCUUGUCAGCCAGCAACGCCGCAGGCCCGGGCGCGCAGCUUAAGAAUUCCGCAGUCCAUGCCGCCAGCUCGGAAUCGGAACUUUUAGACGGCACUAUUUUACCAAUAUUCAGAAAACUAUUAACCGAAAGAGAACCGAGGCGCGGCGCCUCAGGAGCGGCUGUGGGUGCUAGUUGUCCAAACAUUUCUAUUAAAUGUGAUAUAGUCGAAUAUCUGUAG